Messenger RNA from Aureobasidium melanogenum CBS 110374, 1155 nucleotides. RefSeq lists its product as uncharacterized. Lineage: Eukaryota; Fungi; Ascomycota; Dothideomycetes; Dothideales; Saccotheciaceae. The transcript is spliced from 2 exons. Bases 1 to 1155 code for a protein of 384 amino acids. The record is from RefSeq and is a predicted model, not a curated record.
AUGGGCGGCAACACUUCGAGACCUUCAAGGCAAGCUGUGCCUACGGAUAGCAGGAGUAUACAAUUAGAUGCCCUUCACCGGAAUACACAGCCAGACGAACCACACUACAUGACCGCAUCUGGUAUACCCGUGGUCCCCAGAACGCAGCCAAUUCCUGUUGUCGCUCCCGAUCCUGCACUGCAAGAAUUUAGGGCGGCGUAUGUUGAGUCCACCAGUGGUCGCCAAAGUGAGAUGGGGAGCAUAGCCUCUCAAGUGACUCCGUUAGCGCCACAUUCUACCUGGUUCAUGCGCCUCGUUGAGAAUCAUUACUCCAGGAGUCUCAUUGAUCAACUCAUCUUGGAGACCAACCCACAAUGCCGGUUAAAUCGCUUGAAGCGUCUGCGCAAGAUCUACACGAGCCCUGUUAUCCGACUAUCUGCAGCGAACAGACAACGCGUCAAAGUCAUCGAUGCUCAAAUCGAGGAACUUGAAUUCCUGAUGACAAACGAUGAUGGCAAACCUUUCGCACGCUAUCGUAGCAACGACGACGAAGACCCUUCACCACCAUCUACUCAGGUCAGCGGGAGUGUGGAAGAGCGUCCCAUUCCCAUGAUUGCUCAGCUCGCCGAUCAACAAGCCUCCGAGUCGUCAGACCCCGGUUCUGGAGUCCGCAUGAUCCCGUACAAUAGACCACUGAGACGAUACCUGCAGGAAAGUCCACGCUUGCCUCCUCGUAAUGCAACCAGCUCCUCUCAUAUACGCUCUGGCAGUGAAAGGCUGCCAGGUGGCAGCUCAAUCGAGAGUCGAGAUUGGACAGAGCCCAGGAGAUACCCACGAGGUAGCAACCAUCUAUCGCGUGUAUCAGAAGAAGCAUCGACUGGACCAUCCAAAGUGAGGUCUUCAAAACCUGGUCGAUCAGCGCCACCUCCCUCUGUCGGACCUGCAGUUGUUCUCGAACGCGACCCUUACAACUCAAACCUCCUGGUGCCUGUGGAGCCUUCAUUGAGAUCAAAAUCACGCUCGUACGCUUCCCAGGAUCCAUCUAGACAUUCGAGAACUACAGGAAGAGUGUCGCACAAGACAGCAAGUAAAUACUCAGAACAGAUUGAUGUGAGACCAGAGUCGAGGGAUCCGCGUUUUGUGUCGCCAGGAUUCGGUGGGGUAAGAGGAUGGUGA